This is a messenger RNA of Symbiodinium sp. CCMP2592, 4263 nucleotides long. Lineage: Eukaryota; Dinophyceae; Suessiales; Symbiodiniaceae. The record is from the annotation of a GenBank genome assembly.
GUUCGCUCGAAAGCCAUGUCUCAGCACUGGACAAUCGAUGAUUUCAUUGCCGAGUUGGGGCAUUUGGACUCACUGGCCCAGAACAGCCCCAACAGCCCUGUGGUCCAGUCCAUGACGAAUGCAUUCAUAUCUCGCAUCCAAGCGGCAUCCAAUUGGACAUCGGCCGGUAUCGUGGCCAUGCUGGAGAAAGCCAAUAGCAUGCAGGCCGACGUGAAGCCCAGCCUCGUGACUGCCAUAGAGUCAUUGAACACCAUGACAGGCUCGCAUCUUCGCCUCACAUCCUCGGGUCAGAAGGUAUUGGACUUCAGCCCGUACCUGACUACCAUGGAUUGGGAAUGCAUGUCGGCCGGCAUCGUGGCAGACAGCAUGUCCAUGCUGGCAAAGCGAAUGCGGUGCAUGGGGAUUACAUCAGCCAAGGAGUGCUUGGUCCGGCAUGCCAUAGCCCUGCUGCUUUGGCAGCAGCAUACAUUGGGCAAACCCAUGGCAUCACCGUCAGCCAUCCAUGACAUGGUUGAGGACUUCAAGACCAUACUCCAUGCCACCCCCAUGCCUGCCACCCAUGGCGCCGGGGUGUUGGUGUACCCCAGCACACCUGCAGAGAUGGGCCAAGACUGGCUGUUGCAAGCAUACGGCAAUCAUCAUAGGCCGGCGGGACGGACCAUCCAGUUGGCACAUUGGUCCAAGGCCAUUCCCAUGCGGUCCACAUCCUCAUUGCUGAAGCCCAUGCCGAAUCCUGCCCAGGCACGGCCAUCAGACAGUGCUGGGGAUGGGCAUGCCCUUGCUGGUGUUGCUGGGGCAUUGUGCCAGUUCCUCAACAACUGGGCCCCAUCAGCUAAGGCGCCCGCAGCUGCAUCGCAUGCUGCACCCUCCACACUGGCAUUGCCGUCCUCAGAGCCAUCGCACAGACCCGUUGCCACACCGGCACGAGCUCCAUCUGUGCAUGCAGCCGCAGAGGAAGCUCCGGAAGCCAAUGGGUGUCCCAUGGAUGGCAAGGAUGAGGACAGCCAUGAGACUGAGAAGAACCAUGCGAAGACAUUGGAAGAAUGGGACAAGGAAACAUUCGAGAAGUUGUCCCAGAAGAGGAAGGCAGAGCAUAAGCCAUCUGCCAAGGGCAAAGCAAAGGCCAUGCCCAAGGCAAAGGCCAAGGCCAAGGCCAAGGCAAAAAGCUUGGCCAUGAAGGCACAUGGACAUGAGAAGGCAGCAUCGGCAGAGACCGCAUCGACCAAGGCACAUGACCUGAAGCCGGGGGUGCCUCCCUUCGGGCCAUGGUCCCUUCAACUUUACACAGAUGAAGUGGUGCCUGGGAACGUCUUAGGACGUGCUGAUCGCAAGUUCUGGACCAUAUAUGGGACCAUCAUGGAAUUUGACAACCAUGCUCAGCGAGAGAACCAUGGAUUCCAUGAACAGCUUUGGUUCACAUUGUGCACAGUCCGGUCGAGCAUCAUCAUGCAAGCAGAUGGAGGCAUCGCCCAGGUCAUGGCAAUGAUUCUUGAAUCCAUUUUUUGCAAUGACAUGAUCCACCUUCCUCAUGGAGGGUUGCUCCUCAAGCAUCCCAUGGGCCCACAAGAAGACAUUCGGUUGCACAUGACAUGGAACUCCAUGAUAUGCGAUGGGGCUGCUCAUAAGGCUGUGUGGAGCUCGAAAGGCGACGCUGGUACAAAAUUUUGCAUGUUGUGUGCUAAUGCCAUAGGGCAUCGGCCAACAUUGGAACAACAGCAGGCCAUGCCGGAGCCAUUGCCAGAUGACGAGCUUUUCAUAGAUACCUCAUGCACCACAUACCGUCAACUCCGGUUGGUGUCUGACCAUGAAGUCUUGGCAUCUUAUGCAAGGCUGGCCGCAAAACAUGGCACAUGCACCAAGAAGGAGUUCACGAAAUGGGAGCAGGCAUGUGGCAUCACAUUCAGCAAGAAAGCAUUGUUGACGAACGAAGCAUUGCUGGAGCGAUCUUUGCUUCGACCAUGCACGACAUUUUGUCAUGACUACAUGCAUGGUGUGUUUCAAGGAACGGCGGUGGUGGUCCUGCAUCAUUUCUUGCAAGAUGUGAGUGAGCAUCUUGAUGUGUGGCAAUUUUUGCAUGGUUACAUUGAUCAUUUCAUUUUCCCAGCUGCAUGGAAGAUGACCCAUUUGAAGGUCUUGUUCGACGAGAAGCGAGCCAUCAAGGGCAAAAGUGCCCAGAAGUUUUCCUGCAUGGCCUCGGAGUGUGCGGCCAUAUACGGACCCAUCAGGCAGUUUGUCCAUUCGGUUCUGGAGCCUCGAAACAUAUGUCCGGAAGCAUGCAGAGCAUUUCUUGCCAUGGCCUCCUUCGUUGACCAAGUCCAUGAAGGGGUCCAACAUCAGGCCACGACACGUGCAUCCCUUCUUCAUGCGGCCGAGCAGGCCAUUAGCACCUUCAAGACAUGGGGCCCAUGCGGCCUCAUCCGGAAGUGGCACUGGACAUUGCAUUUGCCUGACACAUUACAUCGCUAUGGUUAUCUUCCUUCAUGCUUUGCAGCAGAACGGAAACAUAAAACCAUAAGCACACAUGCGACGAAACUGCAGAAGACGAUGCAGUUCGAGCUCCAUCUCAUGCAAGCCAUCGUGCCCGACGAGCUGCAGGCAUUGAAGGAGCCGAACCUCUUCCCGGCAGGCAUCCAUUUCAUGAAGGCCAAGAAGGCAAAGCCCAUGGAACUCAAAACCAUGGCUGACUUCCUCAGCCAGAAACCAACAGAGGCCCACGUGGCAAGUGCUGCGAGGUUGCCCCAUGGCGCCCAGAUCCAUAGUCAGGACGUGGUCGUGUAUAACAUGGACAGGCAGACAUGGGAAGUGGGCCAGGUGCUUUUCCAUGCUGACGUUUUCAACACCCAGGUUUCACUCGUCCAUGCUUGGGACAUGCUUGAAUCCCAUCCGAAGCACAGGGUGGCCGUCUACCAUCCCUCAGGCCGACACGGCUUCAUUCCGGUGCAGGCCAUAAUGUUUGCAGUGGUUUUCAGGAAGCCAGAGCAUGGACCAGCCAAAGUGCUCAUGCCAUACUCCAUGUACUCCCGUGCCCAAUUCGCCCAAAAAUGCAUGCAGUGCUUUGCUUUGCAGCUGCACAUGCUUCAUGGUCUACAUCGGUUUCUUAUCCAAGCCAUUUGGCUCUUGACUUUGACAUGUCUUUUCUUUUUUGUCACCGAAGAGGGCCAGCUCUGUUACCUGAACAGAGUGGUGAAGGGCUUCGAGGCGCAGGCGAUGCCGCUGGAGAAGCAUCAAGAGUUGUUGCAGUUUUCGCAGAUGUGGGUUGGAGCUUUGCCGGCCUUGCGAGCGAAAUUUGAUGAGAAGAUUAUGGCUCGCCUCGAAGACAUGUUCAUGCAGGGGCUGUUGGACACGGACCUUCGCGGGCAGUUGCACGGCCGGGACAGCAUGAACGUGGACAAGCUUCCUGUGGUCUUGGAAAUGGAGGGAAAGGUGUCAGAAGCCUUUGUCCUCAACUCGCACAGCAAGCUCAACAACGCGAAGCACGCCGCACUCAAAGCCGCCUACCAGGUGUGGAGAGAGGAGCUGAAAGCCGACCAGCUGAACCAUGAGACAAUGGUCCGUGCGUGCCUUUCAGAAAGCGCAAAGCGCAGGAAUGCGUUGCUCAGGUCCUUGGAGGAGGCCCACCACCGAGCCUGGGCAAUGGUGGAGGACCACUGCGCUGCGCGGGCAAAGGUCUUUGGGACCCCCGCGAACCAGCUCAACGUGAUGCCGACGAUCCUGCCGCACUUGCAGCAGAGCUUCGGCCCGGCGCUGGAUGGCAAGCCGGGGGAGGAGGCACUGGUGAAAGACGAAGACGACGAAGAGGAGGAGGUAAAGGAGGAGGAGGACCAAGACGACGAAGACGCCGUCGGCGACAGCGAGAAAAACGAUGAGGAGGUGGCUUCGGACCAAGCGGUGAGAGCACUCAGGUACGACCUCCUCAAGCUCUUCAGCGAGCCGAAGAGAAAGUUGGAGGUGAAAGAGUGCAUCUUUCAGUUUUCGGAGGACAGUGUCUUUGGUCUCGGUCCUGCAUCUUGCACGGAGAAACAGUGCAUCUUUCUGUUGUCGGAGGACAGCGUCUAUGGCUCUCGGUCCUGCAUCUUGCACGGAGCGCUGGUGACGGCACGAAACCCCUCGAACAUCUUCCUCAAGUCGAAGCCCUUCAGGCACGGAUUCAUUCAGGGAAUCGAGAUGCUGCCCCGCAAGGACAUGUUCAAGCCUGACAAGGGUCUUCUGACAACGGAUGUCAUGAGCGACAGUCAGGAACAGAGGCAGGCUUCGGCAGAUUAA